Messenger RNA from Amblyraja radiata (thorny skate), 1338 nucleotides. Its product is annotated as F-box only protein 39. Gene Ontology annotation, molecular function: protein binding. The transcript has 4 exons. Bases 1 to 1338 code for a protein of 445 amino acids. The record is from RefSeq and is a predicted model, not a curated record. NCBI's taxonomy places the organism in Eukaryota, Metazoa, Chordata, Chondrichthyes, Rajiformes, Rajidae.
AUGACCAAUGGGAUGGAGGUGUCCCAUGACCCGUGUACAGAUGCAGGGAAUUGGAGUGAGCUGCCAGAGGUUUCCCUGAGGCAGGUGUUCCGGUGGCUUGGAGACCAGGACCGAGUGCGGGCGGCACUGGUGUGUAAAUGCUGGAACCAUGUGAUGCAUUCGCCAGCUCUCUGGCGGUCCAGGACGUUCACCUUCUGCGGAAGACCGUCUAAAUACCGGCGGGCCGAGUACGAGUCUGCCAUCUGGUACGCUAAGAAGUUUGGCAGAUACCUGGUCAACUGCGAGAUCAAAUUCAUGAACCCGUACAAUUCCCUCCUGACUCGGAGAUUCCAGAUUACAAUGAGGAGCUUCUUGGCGCGACUGGGAAAUGAGAACAACAGGUUAAAGUCUUUCACCAUCCAACACCUGGAGUUGGACCGCCUUGUGUGGAGCUCAUCUGUCAGGAAUGCCUUCCUCAAGAGUCUGAACUUCUUCCUUCGUCGCGAGUGCAGACAUCUACAGUCGUUCAACCUGAGAGGAGCUCGGCUGGGCAUGGAGCAAGGCUUUUCCAUCCUGAACUCACUGAUCCACCAGAGGAACAGAAGCUCCAUUUCCGAGCUGAACAUCGAGGACUUCUUCAGCCACCACCUGGCCAUCUACACCAAUCCCACCUUCCCCAGAAUCCUUCGCAGCUUCUGCGAACUUACCAGCAUCUCGAUCAAUUAUAAUUGUAUCUCCGAUGACCUCCUGGACACCUUGUGUGAAAGCUGCUACCAGACUCUCAGGACGAUGAAUAUUAAAUGCCACAUCCAUGACCCUCACAACCAGGUUGUGUGGGGCCUCUCCUGGUCCAAACUUGCCAAACGUGCCACCAGCCUAAAAGUGAACUUCUACUUUGAGCUUGUGAUGAAGAAUGAUCGGCUGACUCGGAUAUUGGUGCCAGAGAUCCCAGUGAGGAGCUUAAAUUUCAGGAGCUGCUACUUCAGUGACCCUGACUGGACCAUGAAGCCCACACUGUCUGAACUAAUCCCACACUACAGGAGUACACUACAGAAAUUGACAUUGGAAUUUAAUAAUAGUCAUGAACGAAUUGAUGAUGAGUUAUUGCAGCUGGUGCUAACGUGUGAACGUCUACACUACAUGAAGAUCUGGGCGUUUCUCAGCAUUAAAUUUAUUGAGACAAUUCUACAGUAUCGUCUGGAAGGAAAAUCCAACUUCCGCACUCUUAAGGUGAGAAUUUACAUGCACAAGUACGAAACAAAUGAAGAAGAUAAGCUACUUCGCAACGUAUACAUGAAAUACAGGGAUCUAAUCGACACAGAACUCAAUUAUUUUGUGAUUACUUACCCCUUGAUGUAA